AUGUUAUCGGAUGACGAAGAGAUUACAGUGCGUAAUCCAUACUCAAAAACCGGUGCAACUGCAGUGCGUAGCAGCAAACGAAGCCGUACAAGCCGACAUGGCGAAGCUCAAAGUGCUGCUUUAGAGGCAAUCAGGGAAGCGCAUAAGACGGGGCGCGUUCGUCGACGUGACGUCAGUACUUUGCAAAAACCUGUUUAUGAAGAGGUUGAUGAGGAUGAAUACCAGAAAAUUAUUCGAGAAAGACAAGAGAAUGAUUUUGUCGUCGAUGAUGAUGGGAGUGGUUACGUCGAUCAUGGUCUUGACUUUUUUGACGAUGAAGAAUUAGUAGAGGAAUAUAACGAGCCAAGGAAAAAGAAGGCUAAGGGAGGAAAACGCAAACGAUUAGCCGAGUUCUUCUCCUCAGUUCCCAAAGCAAAGAAGGACGAUUAUGUCACUGGAACUAUAAGUGACAAUGGUGAAGCCUGUGACAACAGCCACGAAUUAGUUUGCAUAUAUUUUUUAUUUUUCGUCUUUAAAAUUCCCGGAUUAGUUAGAUCCCAGACGUAUAGAGUGAAUGCUGUGUCACUUGCUGAUGAUCCUGAUGUUGAAGCUUUGCUAAAUGAAGUGGAAUUCAACAGUUCUUCGAAGGAAAAUAGCGAAUCGCUAGCUUGUAAAAUCCCAAAAAGAACGGUGCUACAUGCCGAUUUUCCUGAUGUGAAGCCUCUGACAAAUAAGUUGGAGUUUAGUAAUCAAUUAAAAGAAAUUGAUGAGCGAUUAUGCGCUCCUAAGGUCUCCAUGGGGACUGAAACAUCUACUGAUGGCCUUGAUGUUAAACCUCUGUUGAACGAGACGAAAUUGGAUAAUCCGUUGAAAGACAAUGAUGGAUUACUGUGUGGUCGCGAAACUCAAACGAGGACCCUUCCAGUUGCUGGUGGUGUUGAUGAUAAACCCUCAAUAAAUGAAGUGAUAUUCGAUGACCCUGCAAAAGAAAAUGAUGAACUGCUGUGUGCUCAUAAAAUUCCUGCUUGGGAGUCAGCUAACUUGGGAGCUGGUAAUCUCUCUGGGAACAUGGAAGAGAUCGCGGAAGUUGAAGCAGGCAGCAGUGAGGCACGGUUUUUCUCUGAGAAGCUUGAAGGCAAAAUUUCUGUGAAAAUGUUUUGGCUUGAUGCCUUUGAAGACCCCAUCAGAUUUCCAGGAACUGUAUAUAUUUUUGGUCGCGUGUUAAAUAAUGGUAAAUCUGAAAGCUGUUGCCUAGUAGUGAAAAAUAUAUGGCGGCAAAUCUUUUUCUUACCGAACGAAUCGAUAGCGUGUUGCGACGCUUCUAACGCUAUUAAUGCGUCACUUUACAAUGAAGUGCACUCGCUGUUGAAGAAGAUAGGAGCAACUACACUUGUGGACAAGAAGUUUGCUUUUAAUGACGGCAAUAUUCCGUCUCAGGCUUCUGUGCUUGAAGUGCAGUAUUCUUUUUGUUACAUUCUUUCGCUUCUACUUAAAAGUAAUCGGAUACUGCAGAGUGCACAUCCGGCGCUUCCAGCGAACUUAAAAGGUGAAACUUUUACCCACGUUUUCAAUACUACCUCCACAGCUAUGGAACGCCUUCUGCUUGAAGCCGAGUUGAAGGGGCCUUGCUGGAUUGAAGUAUCUGAAUGCAUGGAGUCAGCACCCCGAGUCAGUUAUACAAAGCAUGAGUAUAUAGUUAAUGGGGAGCGAAUGAAAUCGAUCAGUAUUUUAGAUAUCAGCGAUCCGCCACCAACAAUUAACAUAUUAGGUUUAAAUAUUAUAUCCGUCGUCAAUGACAAGGCGGAGAACGAGAUUGGAGAGGCUUUGUUGUAUGUUUCACUACAGUCUGUUCAAAGUGUCGAAGUAGUGUUUUUGCUCAUGAAAUUUAUUUCAGUCGUUACAAAGCCCGCAGGGAAGGUGCUUCCAUUUAGCUUAAAAACUCAUCUUUCACAAAGUAAACUUGAGAAAUAUGUAAAAGAAGCAUCUAAUGAGCGCCAUCUGCUAAGCCAGCUAUUGUGCAAAAUCCAGACUUUGGAUCCUGAUGCGUAUCUGGGUCAUGAUUUGGGAGCUCAGUUUUCCGUACUGUCAUCGCGGUUAGAAAAACUGAAAAUUGCCAACUGGUCUUGUACAAGUCGUUUAAGAAGAACUAUCGCAAUUAAACAGUUGGGCCACACCAAAGCCGCAAGUUGGGGCUUUAACGCAGGGCGGUUUGUUUUGGAUAGUAGAUCUUCCUCUAUGGAGCUCAUCAGGUCGCGCAGUUAUGAUCUAGUGGAAUUAGCUGAAUCUGUUCUUCAGUUUACCUGGGAACCGAUCACUAGUAUCAGCACAUGCUAUUCCUCAGCAGCUGGGCUAGUGAGUUUAAUCAGUUCUUCAUUUGAUGAGUUGUGGUUGUCUUUCUCACUUAUAGCUCGUUUGAAUGCUUUGCCUCUCUUCGUGAAAAUAACGCAGAUUGUUGGGGGAGUUUUGUCUCGGACGAUGAUGGGAGGCAGAGCCGAACGUAAUGAGUAUCUCUUGCUGCAUGCUUUUCGUAAAAGUGGUUAUGUGGCUCCUGACAAAUAUCAGAAAGGAAUCAUUAGAAGUGGUUUUGAUGCUGCAGAUCAGAAUGUUGCUCGAGAUGAGGGUGAAGUAAAUGAGAAGUCUUCAAGGAAAGCACAAUACUCAGGAGGGCUUGUGCUUGAUCCAAAAAAAGGCCUUUACAACAACUAUGUGUUGCUCCUCGACUUCAACAGUUUAUACCCCAGCAUAAUACAAGAGUUCAACAUCUGUUUCACCACAGUGGCUCAGAAUGAUACGGAAAAUGAAACUCCUGCUGUUUUGACAGGACGUUCGGAAGAGGGUAUUUUGCCACGGGAAAUCCGUGCGCUAAUCGAGCGGCGCCGUGAAGUGAAAAAGUUGAUGAAAUCCGAUAGGAUAUCUGAGCAGUUGCGGACUCAAUAUGACAUACGUCAAAUGGGUUUGAAACUGACAGCGAAUAGUAUGUAUGGUUGCUUAGGUUUUGUGCAGUCACGUUUUUACGCGAAGUCGCUUGCUGCUUUAAUAACUCUUCGAGGAAGAGAGAUCUUAACGGCUACUAAGGAUGCGGUAGAGAAACUUGGUUAUACUGUUAUUUACGGGGACACAGAUUCUAUAAUGAUUGAUACAGGACUUUUGGAUUUAGAACAAGUCAAACGUCUUGGUCACGAAAUAAAGAAGAAUAUUAACAAACGAUAUAAAGCAAUUGAGCUUGAUUUAGACGGGGUAUACAGACGGCUAUUAUUGCUGAAGAAGAAGAAAUAUGUUGGACUUGCUGUUGAUUUAAGCACUGGGAAACUGAAACGAGAAGCAAAAGGAUUAGAUAUAAUUCGUCGUGACUGGUCAGGUCUUGCAAAGGAGAUAGGGAUGGAGGUUGUUGACAUUAUUCUGUCUGAUCUUGACGAACCGGAAAUGGUGGGAAAGAUCCAUGAAACUCUUGGUGCCCUUGGGGAAAGUUUGAGGGCAGGAAAAAUUGAGAACUCUAAAUUCCAGAUCUUGAAGCAGCUAACUAGAGGUGUGGAUGAUUAUGAAGACGCCAAGACACAGCCGCAUGUUGCCGUAGCGCAGAGGUUGAACUCUACUGGCGAUUUUCGGUUCCAUCGUGGCGACAUUGUUCCUUACGAUGGAACCAGUAAUUCUGCCGUUCAACGCGCAUAUCACCUGACAGAAAUGGAAAAAAACAAAGAGCUUAAAAUAGACACCCAUUAUUAUCUAGCACAGCAAAUCCAUCCUGUUGUGUCCCGCUUGGAUGGAAAUAACUAUCGAGCUCGCAUAAACUUCCACAUUGAUGAGAAUCAGAGUGAAACCGCCCCAGGUGCUCAGUUAGAUUUCAGCGAAUGUGAACCUUUUACUUUUCGAUGUCCGUACAGUGAUUGCAACGAGGAAGUGACAGUCAGAGAGCCUUUCCUUGGAGAUGUAAAUAUUUUCCGUUAUUUACAAAAAACUUGUUCAAAUGCUUUGCAUUUUGCUUAUAGUCGAGAGAGGAAAGGAAUCGUCUUUUUUUUGCGAUUUCAGGGCUUGAACAUCCAAACAUGGUUAGAUAAUUGUCCAUUUUGCACGCGUUCAUUUUUACCUUUUUCGAGUUACUUCAACAACCAGCUCGUAUGUGCAAUAACUUCCCACAUCAACAGUUAUUACUUGCCUCUUUAUGUUUGUGACGAUAUAACAUGCGCAUUUCAAACUAGGAGGCAAGGGCUCAACUGGUCUCGAGAUGGUGUUCGUUGUCCAAAGUGUUCUUAUGGGUUUUUGAAACAAAAGUACUCGAGAAGACGCCUUUUUGCUCAGCAGACGUUUUAUCGUUCGAUAUUCGAUUUUGAAAAGGGUUUAACCACGCACAAACUCGAACAACAAAUCCUUGAUUGCUCUUCAGUUGUCUUACUAUAA
Messenger RNA from Enterobius vermicularis (human pinworm), 4374 nucleotides. NCBI's taxonomy places the organism in Eukaryota, Metazoa, Nematoda, Chromadorea, Rhabditida, Oxyuridae. The record is from the annotation of a GenBank genome assembly.